Epinephelus fuscoguttatus (brown-marbled grouper) is the source of this 1969-nucleotide messenger RNA. Its product is annotated as ankyrin repeat and SOCS box protein 12-like. The record is from RefSeq and is a predicted model, not a curated record. NCBI's taxonomy places the organism in Eukaryota, Metazoa, Chordata, Actinopteri, Perciformes, Serranidae. Gene Ontology annotation, molecular function: protein binding. Bases 220 to 1179 code for a protein of 319 amino acids. The transcript is spliced from 4 exons.
GCACACACACACACACACACACACACACACACACUAUGCUGCACUUUUCACAUUUCACAGUUCCUUUGGAAGCAUCACAAACUCCUUGAGGACAUUUCGGCCCUUCUCUCUUCCACGUGACUUAUUAUGGACUUUUAAAACUGAUAUCUUGGAAAUAACCUCAGUGAGCAACUCGUAGAGAUGGAAGGGCUCUGACUUGCACCAGCCUGGGGUUACAUUAUGGUUCUGGGCCAAGCUGUCAACAUGAGUUUGAUGGACAUUUCGAAGAUUUUUUCCAUGCUGCAGCCUAAGGAGGAGGAUGAGGACAACGAACAGUGUCAGGCCCUGAACAAUGCCGUGAGCAGUGACAAUGUGACUUUGCUCUCUGAGCUCCUGUCUCAGGAGAGCUACAGGAGGUCUAUCAAUGCUCGAAGCGGAUGGGGGGUCCCAGUAACCCCCUUGCGCACUGCUGCUGCUCUGGGACACCUGAGGUGCUUGGAGUUGUUGUUGGAGCACGGUGCAGAGAUUGACAGCUUGGAUGUGAAGGCCCAGACGCCUCUGUUCACAGCUGUUAGCGGGAAACAUCUGGACUGCGUGGUUGCUCUGCUGAAGGCCGGUGCCGAUCCUAAUGGCAGCCAGUACAACAACUGCUCCCCGGUACUGACUGCAGCCCGGGAGGGGGAUGUAGAUGUGCUGCGAGAGCUGUUGCGCUUCGGAGCCGAGGUGGACGUCAGGCCCAAAGUCCCAGAGUGGGCCUCCAAUGCCACAGCCUGCAGAGGGCCCCUCUAUAUCUCAGCUGUUUACGGACACUUGGACUGCUUCAAACUGCUCCUUCUCCACGGGGCCAACCCCAACUACAAUUGCACAGACGAGAAGAUGCUGGCCAGGAUAAAGCAACCGAAGACAGUCCUUGAGGUGUGUCUGCGUUAUGGCUGUGGGGUGGAGUACAUCCAGCUUCUCAUAGACUUUGGGGCGGACGUGUAUCUGCCUACACUGAUCAUUGACAAGACUACAAAGCAGAAUGAGGCUCUGGUUCUGCUGCUCAAAGAGAGAGUUUGCCCCAAAACACUGAUGUCGCAGACUCGGCUGGUAAUUCGAAGAUACCUCUUCUUUGCCGAUAAAGCGCCUGCCAUUGAUAGUUUGGACGUUCCUCUGAUCCUGAGGAACUACCUGAAGCACGACACCUCUGAACUCAUGUGAUGCUCAUCUUAGCAUCAGAAUAUAUGGCCAGUGACUUUUUUUUUUUUUACCUCAUUGCUUUACACUCAUGACUGGAAUAUUAAUCUCUGGCUUUUUCCGAAAGUAGGGCAACAUAACAAACACUCACACGAGGAUCACUGUGCUGUCCCACUGCUAUAAAGUCUUGUUUUUAUUAUUUAUACAUAAAGAUUGAAGUUUGUGACUAUGAAUAGAUGUAUUUAUUAAAUAGCUUAAAGGGACAGUUCACCCCAGAAUUGAAAAAUACAGAUUUUUCCUCUUAUCUGUGGUGCUAUUUAUCAAUCUACAUUGUUUUGUGUUGGAUAUAUUGGCCAGAGAGAUAUGCCAUCUACCUCCAUAAUACUGGAGAGAAGGCAGACAUCUCUAUGGCCAAUACUAUCAACACCCAGCAACUCACACCAAAACAAUCAGGACUGAUAAAAAGCACUACAGGUAAGAGAAAAAAUAUAUAGUUUUGAUUUUGGGGUGAACUGUCCCUUUAUGUUUAAAAGCAUAUUUCAGGUUGUAUUGAAGCUUCUUUGUCACACACAGGACUCAUGAAGGGCUCCAUGUUGGAAACUCUGUCAUGUCCUUGGGAAGUGUAACACCAUGACUGACCACUAGAGACCACAGUAACACUGCUUAUUGCGCUUGUCCAAAUUUGAUGCCUCUCAUUUGUAGUUUUGAACAUAUGUUAAUGCCUCUUUGCAGCACCCUUAGUUCUGUCCUUCUCACAAGUAACAUUACAUAAUCACACAUAGUCUCACUUUAUUCAUUUAGACGUCAAGACACA